GUGUAUAGUGUAUAUUUUAUAGAUGCUUAAGAAUUAAUUAAUUAGCAAUAAGUUUUGAUUGUGUCCUGCCAUAUAUUGAUUGUGGUCCACAAUUAGUCAAAGCUAUCAUGAUGGUACCUCGGGUGACUCUGCUAGAUGCUCUUGUACUUGAUGAUCACAUUUCCAAAAUAUUCAUUGGCCAGACUUUAAAGGUUUUUAAGUACUUACCGUCAUGGAUUUUAAACAAUUGCGAGUUGGAAAUAAAUGUUAUAUUACAAUUCUUAAUGACAUACUAUUCUGUCACAAAAUCAAAAGCAACAUUUGGUCAACAAAUGCUUGGAAUUAGAUUCAAACCAGACCAGCUGACUGACACAAAGUUAGUUCUGUAUCAAUUGUUUACAGUCGGAGCAGAGUAUAUACAAUCAAAAGUAGAAAGUCCUUCAAACAAUUAUAUAAACAAUAUUUCUAACCUACAAUUAAUUGUUGAUGUUUUGAAAGUGGGUUCUUUCUUGAAUUUUCUGUUAUUCUUGCAACAAGGCAAGUACCCGACAUUGACUCAAAGGUUUUUAAGUCUUUCACAAGAGCCAACCCGCAAAAGAAAUAUUGAAUAUACUCAUAUGACGAGAGAGCUUCUAUGGCAUGGUUUUUCAGAGCUGUUGUUAUUCACAUUGCCUUUGAUCAAUUAUCAGUCCUUAAAACAUAAAAUAUCCAGAGUAAUGCAUUUUGCACCACGCAAAGAAGAAUUCAAAGAAAGGCAGCCGCUCAUGUUUCCAGUUUCAGUCUGUAGUAUUUGUCGAGAGAGACCUGUGUUACCACAUCACCUUAAAUGCUCCCAUGUGUUUUGUUACUACUGUAUAAGUUCAAAGAGAAUGGUUGAUGAAAAAUUUGAAUGCCCCGAGUGUCAUCAUUUUGAACCUAAUGUAAUACCUGUGAUACUGAUCAAUAAAGUUAAUAUAAAUUCAUAGUAAUUUUUCAUGAGCUUCUGAAGUUAGAAUUUUGACAAAAUUUGUCAAAAUCAUGAAAAUGUGUAUCAGUAAUCUCCCAAAAAUUAAAAUGGUGGAUAGAUCAUACAUUUUCCUGGACUAUAUUUUGACAGAAUUAUAUAAUGUUCUACUAGACACUAGUGAUACUGAUUGGUAGGUUUUAUUACAGAUAAUUCAAUAAUUGUAUGUAAAAUAAUUAAAAUAAUAGUGUUGAAUAGCACAUAGCUACAAACGAAAGUAGAUGUUUACAUGAAUAUAUUUA
This is a messenger RNA of Myzus persicae (green peach aphid), 1224 nucleotides long. RefSeq names its product peroxisome biogenesis factor 2 (gene Pex2). Gene Ontology annotation, molecular function: zinc ion binding. Gene Ontology annotation, biological process: protein import into peroxisome matrix. The record is from RefSeq and is a predicted model, not a curated record. The transcript is spliced from 8 exons. Gene Ontology annotation, cellular component: peroxisomal membrane. NCBI's taxonomy places the organism in Eukaryota, Metazoa, Arthropoda, Insecta, Hemiptera, Aphididae. Bases 108 to 944 code for a protein of 278 amino acids.